AUGGCGGCGGAGGCCUUAGUGCCGCCCCUGUGGACGGCGGGCGAUCCGUGCUGGCUGCGAACCGACUCUGCGGCUGCGGGAGAGGAGGCGGAGGGAAAGAAAGAUGAGACCAGACAGUCGAGUGCGACUGCAGGGGAAGGCGCCGCUUCAGCUGCCGCGGCGCAGGCGGAGGACACUGGAACCGAAAAUGACGUCUGGUUCGUUCACCAGGAGUUCCCGCAGUGGAUGUUCAAUCCGAGGGAAGCCGUCUACUUCAAUCGCGAAACGGGAGACCUCGUGCUUCCCUCGGCGCUCGACGAGGCCGCUGAAGCCGCAGCCGAAGAAGACGGACAAGAGGAAGAGGGAGACGACGAUCAGGGAGAAGAUGAAUUGGAGGCGAUGUGCGAGGAAGAAGAAGAGGACGAAGACUUCGACCUUGACCUCGAAACCGACAUCGUCGCUGGGACAGCCGAGCGCAAAGGGACGGCAGAAGGAAAAGUGGAGAUCGAGGAUCGCCACGUGACAAAACUGUCGCUUCCCGUGGGGGUCGUCACAGGCAACGCAAAUGCUCUCUGCUACUACACUGCGGUCUUUGAUGGGCACGACGGAUCUAGCUGCGCGCAGUACGCCAUGGUGCAUCUCCACAAAAAUCUGAUAAGUCUCUACCGGCAGAUUUACAGCACAGUUCAGCGGAGGCGCCAGGAGCAGGACAACAAGGGGGACGAGAAGCGGCGCAGGCGCGCGAAGAAUUUUUCUCUUUUGCUGCAGCAGCUGAACGACGGCGUGCCAAGUGCGCGGCGCGAGGAGAAGUUCCUCUCCGUCGGGCUCGAGUCGCUCGUCAAAGCCACUGCGAAGAGCUUCCUCAUGACAGAUCACAACUUCUUGGAUCACGCGCAGAAGGCGGGUGUGGAGACCGAAGCGGGAAGCACAGCCUGCGUGGUGCUUCUCUUCGGUCCGGACGAAGACGGUCAGCUCAAGAUCGUGACGGCGCAUGCAGGCGACACUCGAGCCGUGCUCUGUCGCGACGAGCAAGCGCUGCGACUGACGCAUGACCACCGCCCCAACGACAGAGCGGAGAAGCGGAGAAUUCUGCAAAACGGCGGCGAGGUGAAGAACAUCGAGGGCGUCUGGCGAGUUGUGUUUGUCGAUCGAAAGACGAACCGACUCUAUGGCCUCGCCACGUCCCGCGCGCUGGGCGACCGGCGCCUGAAGACCCCGAAGGCGAUUGUCACCAGCCAACCGACGCUGCAUGUGUACUCCGUCAACUUCGAAACAGAUCUCUUCAUGGUGCUCGCCUCCGAUGGCAUCUGGGACGUGCUGUCUGACGAGGAAGUCGUCUCGAUCGUCUCGGCGCACCUGGACAAGUCGCCGCAAGAAGCCGCGCGCUUCGUCGUGGAGGACGCGUUGAAGCGCGGCAGUCCUGAUGACAAAACAUGCACUGUUGUGUUUUUCAAAUGGAACAAAGACAGAUUCCCCGCUGCGCCCAGCGGCCUGGAGGCUGCCGCGGAGGAACAGAGCGAGGCGAGCGACGGAGAGAGCGGAAGCGAGCCCGAGGCGCUCGCCGACCAACGCCCGUCCGCGCGCCGCCGCCCGCCAGAGGAGGCAGAUACUGGAGAAUAUGAAGCAGGCGUUACCGACGACGAGAACGACGGCGAGGGAAGCGCGCGACGGCGAAUGCGAAGGCUCAGUCCCCCUGGGGAUUCGACAGAGAGCGCAGGCGGCUCCGCGGAGGAGAGGAGCAAGAAAGCGAAAACGCAUGAGGAGGAAGCGGCGCCGCCUGCGGAGGACGCGCGAGACGCGGCUGACGACCCGAAGGCGGAGGAAGCGAAGGCUGACAGCCAAAAGGACAAGAAGGGGGAUGUGCUCAAAGCCGGGAGAGGCUUAGACGACAUCGGGGUCCUGUCCAGUAGCGACAUUUACGAGCGGAUCCGCAAGCGAAGAGAAGAAGAAGAAAGACAGAGAAAGGAGGAAGAAGCACAGGCGGCCUGCUUCAGAGGUGGCUGCGUGAGUCCCUCGCGGCUUUCUUCCUCUUUUCCAAUCGCUGGCGUGUCGCUCUCGUUCUGCUGCCCUCAGGCCGCCGAACAAGAGGAAGAAGAAGACAUCGAUAUUUUCUCGAUGUGA
Molecule: messenger RNA, 2100 nt
Organism: Besnoitia besnoiti
Lineage: Eukaryota; Apicomplexa; Conoidasida; Eucoccidiorida; Sarcocystidae
Product: protein phosphatase 2C domain-containing protein
Exons: 9
Coding region: 1-2100 (699 amino acids)
Biological process (GO): protein dephosphorylation
Molecular function (GO): protein serine/threonine phosphatase activity
Source: RefSeq, a predicted model, not a curated record